CCCAAGAUUCAAUUUUUUUAGUAGAUUUAUACAUAAUUUUUUUUUUACUUUGCUAUAUCAUUUUAAGUAUAUUUCACAAAAAAAAAAUAGACGUUUAUUUCUGUUAUAAAUUUAAUUAUGAAUCUAUUGAUUAUCUUUUAGAUUUUAACUAAAAAAUCAUUAAUUUAUAUUUUAUAUAAAAUUUACAUUUUCUAUAUGCGCUUUUCAUGAAUUUUUAGUAAUAAAAAUGACAGCGUCAUCUUAUCAGUUAGAUUCAAAUACAGUUAGAGUCAUUUUAGCAGAAAUAUUAGAAUCUUUGACAAACAGCAAUAAUACAGAUAAUUUGACUGAUGCUAAAACUAAGGCUGGUAAUGAUAUGCUCAAAGUUAUACAAUAUGUGUAUCCUAUUGUUGUUUCUAUUCAAGUCGACAUAUUGAAAAAAUAUGGACUUCCAGAAGGCCGAGAAGGCAUUGUUACAUUCACUAGGAGUGUUGUUGCAUUUGAAAAAGAAGAUAGAGUUGUAGCUGAUUUACAUCGUCAGAUACGGUCGUACUACUUACCACCAGUCAAUGUAUCAACAAGUGCUGUAACUUCAAAUGUUUGACUUUUUCAAGGAAUUAAAUAAUAAUAUUUUAAUUCACUCAUGUUUAAAUGAGAUAUUUCAAAAUAAUUAAAUAAAAAUGUAUUAUUAAGGA
Molecule: messenger RNA, 674 nt
Organism: Daktulosphaira vitifoliae (grape phylloxera)
Lineage: Eukaryota; Metazoa; Arthropoda; Insecta; Hemiptera; Phylloxeridae
Product: protein C10
Exons: 3
Coding region: 227-583 (118 amino acids)
Biological process (GO): post-embryonic development
Source: RefSeq, a predicted model, not a curated record